AAGACACAGAAAGGCGCAACAGCAGCGAGACACUGCCAGUUGCCACCCAAAGGAAAGGGAAUCGCUCGGCGUCUUCCCUUCUCCGCCUCCCCUCCCCUCGCCUCACUCACUCAGCCGAGCCCCACAUUCCUCCCGCCGCGGCCGCGCUCUCUCCUUUGCGUCCGACCAUGGCCUCGCCGCCGGAGGAGGAGGAGACGCGGGCGCCGACCAAGUACGUGCUGAUCACCGGCGGCGUCGUCAGCGGCCUCGGCAAGGGCGUCACCGCCAGCAGCGUCGGCGUCGUGCUCAAGUCCUGCGGCCUCCGCGUCACCUGCAUCAAGAUCGAUCCAUACUUAAACACUGAUGCUGGUACUAUGUCUCCCUUUGAGCAUGGUGAGGUGUUUGUGCUUGAUGAUGGUGGAGAGGUGGACUUGGAUUUAGGGAAUUAUGAACGUUUCUUGGAUGUUACUCUGACGAGAGAAAAUAACAUUACGACUGGAAAGAUAUAUCAGUCUGUCAUUGAGAAGGAGAGAAAGGGUGACUAUCUUGGAAAGACUGUCCAGGUUGUUCCUCAUGUAACUGAUGAAAUAAAACACUGGAUACAAUCAGUGUCCUCUGUUCCUGUGGAUGGGCAGACUUGUCCAGCUGAUGUUUGUGUUAUUGAAUUGGGAGGCACUGUCGGUGAUAUUGAAUCAAUGCCAUUCAUUGAAGCUCUACGCCAGUUGUCAUUUUCUCUUGGUAAGGACAAUUUCUGCCUCAUACAUGUGAGCCUUGUUCCAGUAUUGGGUGUAGUUGGUGAGCAAAAAACAAAGCCAACACAACACAGUGUACGAGAAUUAAGGGCCUUGGGUCUGACUCCUGAUCUUCUAGCAUGCCGAUCAGCACAGCCAUUAAUAGGAUCCGUAAAGGAGAAGCUCUCACAAUUUUGUCAUGUACCGGUUGAGAAUAUACUUAACAUCCACGAUGUUCCAAACAUAUGGCAUGUUCCCCUUAUUCUCAGAAACCAAAAGGCUCAUGAGGCUAUAAUUAAACAACUAAACCUUGCCAGGUCUGCGGGACCCCCUGAAUUACUAGAUUGGACGCAGAUGGCUGAAUCUUAUGAUAAUCUCAGCAACUCUGUUAAAAUUGCUUUGGUUGGGAAGUACACGAAUCUGACAGAUUCUUACUUAUCAGUGGUGAAGGCACUCCUACAUGCCAGUGUUGCGUGUUCACUGAAACCUUCUAUUCAAUGGGUUGCAGCUUCAGAUCUUGAAGAUGCAACUGCAGCGACUGCACCUGAUGCACAUUCUAAAGCCUGGGAAACUCUUAAGGGUUCCUCAUGCAUUUUGAUACCUGGAGGUUUUGGGGACCGUGGAAUAUCUGGGAUGAUAUUGGCUGCAAAAUAUGCUCGUGAGAAUAAAGUUCCAUACCUUGGCAUUUGCUUGGGAAUGCAGAUAUCGGUGAUUGAGAUGUCCAGACAUGUUUUGGGCCUAGGAGAUGCAGACAGUGAAGAGUUCAACACGGACACACCAGAUCGAGUUGUCAUGUACAUGCCUGAGGUUUCGAAAACACAUAUGGGAAACACCAUGAGGUUGGGUUGCCGGAGGACAUUCUUUCGCAAAGAAGAUUGUCUUACAUCAAAAUUAUAUGGAAGUCCUCCACAUGUCGAUGAGCGUCAUCGUCACAGAUAUGAGGUCAAUCCUGCCUUUGUUCCUGAGCUUGAAAAUGCAGGCCUUCAGUUUGUUGGUUGUGAUGAGAGUGGAAAUAGAAUGGAGAUUGUUGAGCUACAAGACCACCCAUUUUACAUAGGUGUUCAAUUCCAUCCAGAAUUCAAGUCAAGGCCUCGAAGACCUUCGCCUCCAUUUACAGGUCUAAUGUUGGCAGCAACUGAACGCAUGAGAACACAUACAAAUAUCCCCAAUGGUGGUGCUGGAGCUUCAGAGUAAUGUCAUUUACCAUCAGGCAGAGGCGUGGAGUUCAAGCAAGCAUCGGCUUGUUGAAGCUAUUUGGGUCACAUAUAGUCAUGUAGCUGAAAUGUACCUAAGCUGAGAGAGAUGUUUUCUUAAGAGAGUCUGAUCAUCAUACAUCUUACCCGCUCUAAGCUUCGAUAUUUGGUUGGCUGCUCUGAACUUAGCUUUCUGAUCUUUUAGCUGAACCUAACAUGCCAAACACCUGUUGAUUUCUUGUAUAUCCAAAGUUAUUUGACAUGCC
This is a messenger RNA of Brachypodium distachyon (stiff brome), 2169 nucleotides long. Its product is annotated as CTP synthase. The transcript is spliced from 23 exons. Gene Ontology annotation, biological process: CTP biosynthetic process; pyrimidine nucleobase biosynthetic process. NCBI's taxonomy places the organism in Eukaryota, Viridiplantae, Streptophyta, Magnoliopsida, Poales, Poaceae. Gene Ontology annotation, molecular function: CTP synthase activity; identical protein binding. Bases 168 to 1904 code for a protein of 578 amino acids. The record is from RefSeq and is a predicted model, not a curated record.